AUGCCUCUCAUUAAAGAUCAAUUAUCAUUCCGAAUAGGUCUCCUACCAGGAGACGCACACGGCUCGCAACUUGCAUCAUGCGCUGAACAAAUCUUGCAUUUGAUCGAACACGUUAGGCCAGAUGUCGCAUUCCAAAUAUCCCGACACGAUUUCGGAGGCGUGGCGUUAGCAGCUGGGCAUCUGAGCGCCCUGCCGACCUCCACACUGGAAGCAUGCCGCCAAUCCGAUGCUUCCAUCGUGUGUGCCUGCGGUGAUUCAAAGUACGGCAUUGAGCCGGAAAACGGAUUGCUGGCACUUCGACGAGAACUCGGACUCUUCGCCAAUAUUAGACCUGUCAAGUUUCCGUCUGACUCGCUUACACCACUCAGCUCUUAUAAGCCAGAGUCAGUCGAAGGUCUUGAUAUCACGUUCUUCCGAGACUUGACGGGUGGUGCUUACUAUGGAGAGAAGCAAGAAGCGGGAGAGGAUGGUGAAUCAUACGACACCACUAGCUACUCUCGCUCAACCAUUGAGAGAUUGGCAAGGCUAGCUGGCACAUAUGCUAUGCAUUUCAACCCACCAAAGCGAGUUCACUCGGUCGACAAGGCAAAUGUCAUGGCGACUUCACGAUUAUGGAGAUCUGUUGUCACGGAGGUCUUCAGCAAUGAGUACCCUCAGGUUCAGUUGGACCAUGUUCUGGUUGACAACGCAGCUAUGAUCUUAUCAUCAGAUCCCCAAAAGAUCAACGGAAUAAUCCUGACGGAAAACAUGUUUGGUGAUAUCCUCUCAGAUCAAGCUAGUGGCAUACUCAAGUCGCCAGAUAUCUUGUCAUCAGCCGCUGUAUCCACUAUUUAUGGCAAAGGCAAGGCACCUGGUGUCUUUGAGCCAUUCAACCUCAAACCAAGAGAUGGCGAAGUAAACCCCCUUGGUAUCGUCCAAUCAGUUGGGUUGAUGCUUGAGACGUCUCUUGGUUUGAAGGCUGAAGCUACGGCCUUAUCAAAAGCUGUUCGGCGAACUCUCGAUCCCAUUGAUCAAGUUGGAUCUGACACGAGGACGACUGACCUAGGUGGUACAGCUUCACCAAAGGUGUUCAUGGAUACCCUUUUACAUAAUUUUGACUACUACUUGGAGGCUCUGAACUCAGCCGACACUGCAUCUUUCCCGGUAUCUAUCUCGACACCAUUAUCACCACAAAGCAGCACAAGCGCCCGACCUAUGGGAGUCAUUGAGAAGAUCUUGACGCAUGCUGGCAUUGGUCUGACCAAGCCAUAUGUCGAGACAGGAGAUAUGAUCUGCGUCAAGGUCGAUUGGACGCUCACAUCCGAACUCCUCUGGGGCGGCAUGGAGAAGACUUACAACCAGAUGGGACGACCUCGUCCAUUCCGUAACGAUCGUCUCUGGCUUGCAGUAGACCAUACCGUGGACCCACGCACAAACCAUCAGCCUCGUCAAAAGGGUCUCAUCGCCAAAGCAGAGCGCUUCAGACGAGAGGCCAAGAUCAUCGACUUUCUUCCCGCCAAUACGAGCAUUAUGCACACUGAUUUCACUCGUGAACGUGCUCAACCUGGUCGCGUCGUUGUUGGAAGUGACUCACACACCUGUUCAGCUGGGAGUAUGGGCUCUUUCGCUGUCGGGUUUGGAGCAGCUGAUGUCGUCAUGCCCAUGGUCACUGGUGAGACCUGGUUCCGCGUGCCUGAAGUUUGCAGGAUCAAUUUCGUCGGAAAACUUCCUUUUCGAGUUGGUGGCAAAGAUGUCAUUCUACAUAUCCUGGGUCUCUUUAAACGCAACACUAUUGCAUUUCAGCGAGCUGUUGAGUAUGGCGGCCCCGGUCUCAAGGAGUUAUCUAUGGAUGCUCGUUUCGCCAUUGCAAACAUGACAACCGAGUUUGGGGGUAUGGGUACUUGCUUCGAGGCUGAUGAAGAGACUUCAGCUUGGAUCUCACGUCGAAAACUCCCCGAGCAUCGCGAAGGUGGCCUUUUCUUCCGUGCAGACCCAGACGCUCAAUAUGUCGAUGUCAAGACUAUUGAUCUCUCAGAAGUCCGCUUGACCAUGGCGCUGCAUCCGAAUCCCGAUGAUGUUGUUCCAAUUCAUGAAAAGGCCGGUAUGAAGCUUGAUGGAUGCUUCAUCGGUGCCUGCACAACAACCGAAGAGGACCUCAUCGUCGGCGCUUUGGUGCUUGAGGCUGGGUUGUACGCGGGUAUGCGGCCAUCUCGACACGGAAAACGCCGCGUCACGCCAGGAAGCUUAAUCAUCAUUAAGAACCUCGACAAGCAUGGUCUGUUGGAUAUUUAUAGACAAGCUGGCUUUGAGGUUGGCGCACCUGGCUGCUCCUACUGUGUUGGGAUCAAUGAUGUUGAUGUCGCUGGCGAAGGAGAGGUUUGGCUGUCCUCUCAAAACCGUAACUUCAGAAACAGAAUGGGGAAAGGAAGUUUCGGCAACAUUACUUGCGCGGCUGCUGUAGCUGCCUCAAGCUUUGACAUGGUUGUCACGGAUCCCAAGUUCCUGCUUGAUCAGUUGGAUAGUGCGAAGCUUGAGAGGCUUGUCAGUGGAGGGAGAUCCAGUGGGCCCCAACCAGUAUUAAGGAUUAGCGAACCGAGACCCGAGAUGUCAUCGAACUCUGUAUCCGUACUCCUCAGCAGCAGCGAGUCUCAUGUUAGAGCAACUACUCCGAGGAUCAUUCGAUCAAAGGUGCAGCGAUUUGGAGAAAAUGUUGAUACCGACAGUGAUGCAAUCAUCCCUGCUGAGUUCAUGCCAGGAGUUGACAAUGCUGAUCUGGGAAGCCACUGCUUCCAGUACUUCCGCCCAGAGUUCAGGGACAAGGUCACGAACGGUUCAACAAUAAUUCUGAAGUUGAGGAAGCUCUGGUCGAGUCUGGCGGUGUUCUUCCGUUAUAUAGCAAGCUUGGGAAAGGAGUAUUUCGACAUCUAA
Messenger RNA from Fusarium oxysporum Fo47, 2907 nucleotides. RefSeq lists its product as uncharacterized. The record is from RefSeq and is a predicted model, not a curated record. NCBI's taxonomy places the organism in Eukaryota, Fungi, Ascomycota, Sordariomycetes, Hypocreales, Nectriaceae. Bases 1 to 2907 code for a protein of 968 amino acids. The transcript has 3 exons.